Molecule: messenger RNA, 1213 nt
Organism: Panthera uncia (snow leopard)
Lineage: Eukaryota; Metazoa; Chordata; Mammalia; Carnivora; Felidae
Product: ADP-ribosylation factor-like protein 6-interacting protein 1
Exons: 1
Coding region: 77-688 (203 amino acids)
Source: RefSeq, a predicted model, not a curated record
GGGUCGCCGUGCAGGGCUCUGCGGAAGACUCGUUGGGAGAGUGGCCUGUGUUCGCUAAGGCAGCGCCUCAGGGACGAUGGCGGAGGGAGACAAUCGCAGCACCAACCUGCUGGCCGCAGAGACUGCAAGUCUGGAAGAACAGCUUCAAGGAUGGGGAGAAGUGAUGCUGAUGGCUGAUAAAGUCCUCAGAUGGGAAAGAGCCUGGUUUCCACCUGCCAUCAUGGGUGUGGUUUCUUUGGUGUUUCUGACUAUCUACUAUCUAGAUCCAUCUGUUCUGUCUGGUGUUUCCUGUUUUGUUAUGUUUUUGUGCUUGGCUGACUACCUUGUUCCCAUUCUGGCUCCUAGAAUUUUUGGCUCCAAUAAAUGGACUACUGAGCAACAGCAAAGAUUCCAUGAAAUUUGUAGCAAUCUAAUAAAAACUCGACGCAGAGCUGUGGGCUGGUGGAAACGCCUCUUUACACUAAAGGAAGAAAAGCCUAAAAUGUACUUCAUGACCAUGAUCGUUUCUCUUGCUGCGGUUGCGUGGGUGGGACAGCAAGUCCACAACCCGCUGCUCACCUACCUGAUAGUGACUUUCUUACUGUUGCUUCCUGGAUUGAACCAGCACGGAAUCAUUUUGAAGUACAUUGGAAUGGCCAAAAGGGAGAUAAAUAAGCUUCUCAAACAAAAAGAAAAGAAAAAUGAAUAAUGCGUCUGCUUUACUGAGUGUAAUGAAUGGCAUACACCUUGUCCUUGGGAACAGUUUGUCUUAAUGCUGUCUGGAUUCUGAAAUGUUACAGAAAUAGCUCCUUGCUCUCCCUCUUUCUGCCCUUAGUAGAAAUUCAGCCUUGCCAAGUAAGGCUUUAUGCAUAGUGUCUUCAUGUGAAGUGUAGCUGAAUGCAUUCUCAUCACUUGGCCUUAUGUGGACAAUUCAUUCGUGAGUACGACUUGUUUUGAUUUUUCUCACCCAGGUUCAUUGAAUUCUUACUUUUAGGCAACUUCCUUUAAAAAUACGUAGUGGUGAACUUCACCUUUUAGUAUACUUAACUGUGACGUUGGAUAAUUGUUCCUGUUGAUCUUCGCUUUAGCUAGAUACAAGGUAGUGGUCUGUGGCUACAGGAAGCUGGUUCUACUGUCUGCUUCCACAGUCUGCUUAAACUGUCUGGCUCCAUGAAUACAGAGACCAAGUUUCCCGCUUCUGAUGAAGAGACCAAUUAAGUAAGAUUCAUUCCUC